This is a messenger RNA of Schistocerca americana (American grasshopper), 2958 nucleotides long. Its product is annotated as cell surface glycoprotein 1-like. NCBI's taxonomy places the organism in Eukaryota, Metazoa, Arthropoda, Insecta, Orthoptera, Acrididae. The coding region runs from base 1 to 2958 and encodes 985 amino acids. The transcript has 7 exons. The record is from RefSeq and is a predicted model, not a curated record.
AUGUCAUCUCGGCUGGAGGACGGGUCGAGGGUCGUGCCUGGGGGAUCACAUGGUACCGAGGUCGUGCAGGGACGACGCAGUGCAAGCAGCCUGCUCGAAGAUCUGUCCACUGAAGAUCUGUCCACUGAAGAUCUGUCCACUGAAGAUCUGUCCACUGAAGAUCUGUCCACUGAAGAUCUGUCCACUGAAGAUCUGUCCACUGAAGAUCUGUCCACUGAAGAUCUGUCCACUGAAGAUCUGUCCACUGAAGAUCUGUCCACUGAAGAUCUGUCCACUGAAGAUCUGUCCACUGAAGAUCUGUCCACUGAAGAUCUGUCCACUGAAGAUCUGUCCACUGAAGAUCUGUCCACUGAAGAUCUGUCCACUGAAGAUCUGUCCACUGAAGAUCUGUCCACUGAAGAUCUGUCCACUGAAGAUCUGUCCACUGAAGAUCUGUCCACUGAAGAUCUGUCCACUGAAGAUCUGUCCCUGCAGAUUGAAGUUUAUCAGAAGUCUGUAAGUGCACUCACCUUGAGAUGCUCGACGAAUAAAGUCGCACGCGAGGAGUCGCGCUGCCUCGACAGUUCCCAGCUGUCCACACUAGCAGACAUCUGCUCGGAGCAGCAGCGCAACAGCGCGGCUCUUAACAUGCCGACAGAACAGUGGCAAAGUAAACAUCAAGAAAUUGAUCCAAGACUUGCCCACAAGGUGGAAUUCAACCCUGUUAUGUUGGAACGUAUUGUUGAAUUGUCAGAGGCAGUGAAAAAUACAGUUGCCCUUAGUGACGGAAGUUCUGUGGGCCUGUUACAAUCAAAUGAUGAUUGGGAAAUCUGCUCCGCACUCUGUUCGAUUUUGAAACCGUUUGAGCAGGUUUCGAGGCAGCUCAGUGCAGAGGAGUACCCAACUGGCAGCUUGGUUAUAGUCCUGACACGUGGCCUUCUGGCAGUGUGUGACGAAAUAGCCGAAAUGCAGUUGCAUGAAGUUUCAAUGAAAGAUGUUGAUGCACUGAAAGAGGGGCUUACAAACCGACCAUCGCAAAGACCAUCACAAAGACCAUCGCAAAGACCAUCACAAAGACCAUCACAAAGACCAUCACAAAGACCAUCACAAAGACCAUCACAAAGACCAUCACAAAGACCAUCACAAAGACCAUCACAAAGACCAUCACAAAGACCAUCACAAAGACCAUCACAAAGACCAUCACAAAGACCAUCACAAAGACCAUCACAAAGACCAUCACAAAGACCAUCACAAAGACCAUCACAAAGACCAUCACAAAGACCAUCACAAAGACCAUCACAAAGACCAUCACAAAGACCAUCACAAAGACCAUCACAAAGACCAUCACAAAGACCAUCACAAAGACCAUCACAAAGACCAUCACAAAGACCAUCACAAAGACCAUCACAAAGACCAUCACAAAGACCAUCACAAAGACCAUCACAAAGACCAUCACAAAGACCAUCACAAAGACCAUCACAAAGACCAUCACAAAGACCAUCACAAAGACCAUCACAAAGACCAUCACAAAGACCAUCACAAAGACCAUCACAAAGACCAUCACAAAGACCAUCACAAAGACCAUCACAAAGACCAUCACAAAGACCAUCACAAAGACCAUCACAAAGACCAUCACAAAGACCAUCACAAAGACCAUCACAAAGACCAUCACAAAGACCAUCACAAAGACCAUCACAAAGACCAUCACAAAGACCAUCACAAAGACCAUCACAAAGACCAUCACAAAGACCAUCACAAAGACCAUCACAAAGACCAUCACAAAGACCAUCACAAAGACCAUCACAAAGACCAUCACAAAGACCAUCACAAAGACCAUCACAAAGACCAUCACAAAGACCAUCACAAAGACCAUCACAAAGACCAUCACAAAGACCAUCACAAAGACCAUCACAAAGACCAUCACAAAGACCAUCACAAAGACCAUCACAAAGACCAUCACAAAGACCAUCACAAAGACCAUCACAAAGACCAUCACAAAGACCAUCACAAAGACCAUCACAAAGACCAUCACAAAGACCAUCACAAAGACCAUCACAAAGACCAUCACAAAGACCAUCACAAAGACCAUCACAAAGACCAUCACAAAGACCAUCACAAAGACCAUCACAAAGACCAUCACAAAGACCAUCACAAAGACCAUCACAAAGACCAUCACAAAGACCAUCACAAAGACCAUCACAAAGACCAUCACAAAGACCAUCACAAAGACCAUCACAAAGACCAUCACAAAGACCAUCACAAAGACCAUCACAAAGACCAUCACAAAGACCAUCACAAAGACCAUCACAAAGACCAUCACAAAGACCAUCACAAAGACCAUCACAAAGACCAUCACAAAGACCAUCACAAAGACCAUCACAAAGACCAUCACAAAGACCAUCACAAAGACCAUCACAAAGACCAUCACAAAGACCAUCACAAAGACCAUCACAAAGACCAUCACAAAGACCAUCACAAAGACCAUCACAAAGACCAUCACAAAGACCAUCACAAAGACCAUCACAAAGACCAUCACAAAGACCAUCACAAAGACCAUCACAAAGACCAUCACAAAGACCAUCACAAAGACCAUCACAAAGACCAUCACAAAGACCAUCACAAAGACCAUCACAAAGACCAUCACAAAGACCAUCACAAAGACCAUCACAAAGACCAUCACAAAGACCAUCACAAAGACCAUCACAAAGACCAUCACAAAGACCAUCACAAAGACCAUCACAAAGACCAUCACAAAGACCAUCACAAAGACCAUCACAAAGACCAUCACAAAGACCAUCACAAAGACCAUCACAAAGACCAUCACAAAGACCAUCACAAAGACCAUCACAAAGACCAUCACAAAGACCAUCACAAAGACCAUCACAAAGACCAUCACAAAGACCAUCACAAAGACCAUCACAAAGACCAUCACAAAGACCAAAACGGGGGGUGCAGUCCAUGUUAAACGGCAAGGGGUAG